CUCUGCCUUCGGACGGAGAUCCAAGGGAAUCAGAGCCGACGGCCUUACUUCUUCGAAUUUAAAGGGUCGCCCGAUUUAACUUCCGAGUAAUAACGCGAAGAAGGAAAAUGCCUGUCGAUCGUUUCGUUUGCGUUAUCGACCAAACAGAAGUAUUAAACGCGCGACAGGUGGAAGUACGUCGAGUAAUCGUGAGAAGGUUUAAGCCGGAGCGCGCGAUGCCGCAUAAUAAAAUGAUGGAAACGAAAGUCAAGAGCAAGGAAGAAAUACGCGUGAGUGGGAAGUAAGUAAUGUAACGGAGGAUAAGGUGGCUGGUAAAAUGAGGAGCGAACGGAUUACCGAUCAGUCCGAGCCCGAAGCGAGUGCCGACUGCCUUCUGCGGUAGGCAAGACGAUACCAUGAAAUCUACGCGACAACACGCGGGUUAAUUCGCUCAGUUUUAAAUCUACACGACGUUACGUUGACACACGAUACGAAAUUGUACGUGCGGAGGUCGUCCGAUUCGUGGGUUCGUUCAAAAAACAUGAUGAACGCUUGAAAGAUACAAUAGAAGAGGAGGAUUGAGUAGCAAAUCGAAUACUCUGGAGAAUUGUUGUUUUUGAUAACGGAAAAGGAACUGCGAGGAUGGGUGCAAUUAUACCGUAGCCCUGUUGAUCAACGUGCAUCAAAAUUAGCCCAGUUAUAGUACAACGACCGUGCUCCGAUGAGUAACGCACCUCCACGAGACGCACAUCGUGUCUGCUAUAAACUGAAGGUUCACGAAUGAUCGAUUAGUCCGUGGACUAAAAAAAGUGCUAAAAAUGAGAGAGAGAAGAAGCAUGCUCGUGUUCCUUGGAGUAAUUCUAUUUGUACAAUGUUCGAUGGGUCAUAACACAGGCGACAGAGUUGACAGCGGCGCCAAUGAACACUCGUUCUCUCACCACCGACAGAAAAGAUUGUUUUGGAUAACUAACGACGGUCGGAUAGCUUUGCCACCAGGCACGAUAAUGACGAUAACUCCAACUUUGGCGUUACCGUUCGUUAGAUAUCCUCCCUACGGUUUUCUCAGUAAUAUGACCAUCAGUCUUCCUUUCACCAUUGACUUCGACAAACUCGGUUUGACUGAUAACGAGAACCCUUACGGUGUUCUACCGUCAGCGUUCGAUGCCAGGGAGCAGGGCUCAAACGCUGCGGACUUUAUCGCGACGUUCGUAAAACGAGUUAGCAAGCGAGAAUUACCGGAAAAUGCGCUGUACGGAGGCGAAAGGGCUUUACUUUACGGCACCGCGGAAGAUAUGCUCGCGAAUUUCGGUCUGAACGGAAAAGCCUGUCUAUUGAGAGCGAUCUGCGAAGUACAAGGACAUCCGUUAAACAAUUUCGGUCUGAUCGGAGAAAUGCUGAAACUGUUUUUCACCGCUAGCAAAUCGCCGUUUGCUAAUAUUUUAAAAGAAUACGUAGAAGCUGAGAAUAGAGGAAAGUUUCACGGCGAGUGCUGGCCUUAUUUUAAAGACUGUCCAAAAUCUUUAUUCCUUCCAUCGGAGAAUAAAUACACAGAAGACGCGGUGCACGACUCCGGAGAAUCCGAUGACGUAGACCAAAAGAGGAGCAAAUAUUUUCCCUCGGUCGAGACGAUGGACCGGGCGAGAAGAAAAACGGAGAACUUCAAACACACGAUGCAUCCGUUUAUGUAAUUAAACUUCGUAACGAUUCUAUUAAUGCGGGAGAGACUCCGCUACCGAUCCGAUACGAAACCAAAUGGGAUGUAAUUGCAUCUUACGCUUCGUUGGCCUGCUAAGGUGGCCUGCAUCGCUCGCGUGCAUACGCGUGCAAAUUCCUUCGUCGCCAUACUAAGUUUAGUAAUUUAUUUGUCGUAAAAGAUUAGUUGCACGAAAUAAUAAUUAAGUCAAGAUCAUUUCUUACUGUGUACAUUAUUUAUACAUAUAUCGUAAUUUGAGACAGUAGUCAAUUUUAUAA
Ceratina calcarata is the source of this 1950-nucleotide messenger RNA. RefSeq lists its product as uncharacterized. The record is from RefSeq and is a predicted model, not a curated record. The transcript has 6 exons. NCBI's taxonomy places the organism in Eukaryota, Metazoa, Arthropoda, Insecta, Hymenoptera, Apidae. The coding region runs from base 798 to 1667 and encodes 289 amino acids.